Messenger RNA from Rubroshorea leprosula, 425 nucleotides. The record is from the annotation of a GenBank genome assembly. NCBI's taxonomy places the organism in Eukaryota, Viridiplantae, Streptophyta, Magnoliopsida, Malvales, Dipterocarpaceae.
UCAACACAACAUCAAAAUCUCUCUGAUAUCCCUUGUUUUCUUCGAAUUUGAAAUGGCUCGCACCAAGCAGACCGCUAGAAAAUCAACGGGAGGUAAGGCGCCGCGGAAGCAGCUGGCCACCAAGGUUGCUCGGAAGUCGGCACCGGCCACCGGAGGUGUGAAGAAGCCACACCGCUUCAGGCCUGGAACCGUGGCUCUGAGGGAGAUCAGGAAGUACCAGAAGAGCACUGAGCUUUUGAUCCGAAAGCUUCCGUUCCAGAGGCUGGUGAGAGAGAUUGCUCAGGAUUUCAAGACUGAUUUGAGGUUCCAAAGCAGUGCGGGCUGCUCCAGAAAUGCGAGCUAGUUGAAACUUAGGGGCUAACAUCCCUGCUAUAUGUAAGCAAUUAUUAUCCUGAUUAUCAAUACGAUAAAAACGGUGCUUCCAU